This is a messenger RNA of Guillardia theta CCMP2712, 429 nucleotides long. RefSeq lists its product as hypothetical. Bases 1 to 429 code for a protein of 142 amino acids. The transcript has a single exon. NCBI's taxonomy places the organism in Eukaryota, Cryptophyceae, Pyrenomonadales, Geminigeraceae. The record is from RefSeq and is a predicted model, not a curated record.
AUGAGCGUCAACGAGGUCAAACUCACGCCCGAGCUGCAGAAGAUCGUUCAGCAGUUUUCGCUAGUCCCAGACCCUAAGCUUCGGUACCAGCAGCUGCUGUUCUUCGCCGCAAAGUUGGGUGCCAUGGAAGAGGUUCACAAGGUGGAGGAGAACAAGGUCAAGGGAUGUCAAUCGACGGUCUACGUUCACGCCACAAAAGAUGAGGAGGGAAAGAUCUGGUAUACAGGAGAUUCAGACUCACAGCUUACUAAGGGCCUUUGCGCUAUGCUCGUGCGGGGGUUGUCGGGCAAUACUGUGCAAGACAUCUUGGAGGUGAGCCCCGAGUUCGUCAAGGAAGCAGGUCUGUCGGUUAGCUUGACCCCGAGCAGGAACAAUGGCUUCUUGAACAUGCUCAACACCAUGAAAGCGCAGGCCAAGGCACUGGCCUGA